Messenger RNA from Arabidopsis thaliana (thale cress), 2676 nucleotides. RefSeq names its product cation/H+ exchanger 4 (gene CHX4). NCBI's taxonomy places the organism in Eukaryota, Viridiplantae, Streptophyta, Magnoliopsida, Brassicales, Brassicaceae. The record is from RefSeq and is marked reviewed. Gene Ontology annotation, molecular function: antiporter activity. The transcript has 3 exons. Gene Ontology annotation, biological process: monoatomic cation transport; transmembrane transport; proton transmembrane transport. Gene Ontology annotation, cellular component: membrane. Bases 1 to 2454 code for a protein of 817 amino acids.
AUGGAGUUUAAUGGUGAUAGGAUCCCUUACCUGAGAGAUACAUGGAGAGAUGCAAACAUGAUCUGCGGUAUCUUGCCUAUUAACCCGAGCUCGAGCGGGCUAUGGCCCUCCCCGAAGCUCCCAGAUCCUCAAGCAAACAUUGAGUUCUGGAAUUACAUGUUUCCACAUGUUCAGAUCAUUUUCCUUAUCGUCACUAUUCUCUGGCAAUUCUUCCAUUUCUUCCUCAGACGUCUCGGCAUGAUUCGUUUCACCUCCCAUAUGCUUACUGGGAUUCUCUUGAGCAAGUCGUUUCUUAAGGAGAAUACACCGGCUAGGAAAUUCCUCUCGACGGAAGACUAUAAAGAGACUCUGUUUGGUUUAGUGGGUGCAUGUUCCUACAUGAUGUUUUGGUUCUUGAUGGGAGUUAAAAUGGACUUGAGUUUGAUCCGCAGCACCGGGAGAAAAGCUGUAGCUAUCGGUCUUUCCUCAGUGUUACUCUCUAUAACGGUUUGCGCCUUGAUCUUCUUCUUGAUCCUAAGAGAUGUAGGGACGAAAAAGGGAGAACCGGUUAUGAGUUUCUUUGAAAUCAUUUUCAUCUAUUUGAUCCAAUGCCUUUCGUCGUUUCCUGUAAUUGGAAACCUUCUUUUUGAGCUUAGGCUCCAGAAUUCAGAGCUUGGCCGUCUCGCUAUGUCUUCUGCAGUGAUCAGUGACUUCAGCACCUCGAUCCUCUCUGCGGUUCUAGUCUUUCUAAAGGAACUCAAGGACGAUAAAUCUCGGCUUGGAUCAGUUUUUAUCGGAGAUGUUAUUGUUGGAAACCGUCCUAUGAAGCGUGCGGGCACAGUGGUCUUGUUUGUUUGUUUUGCCAUAUACAUAUUCAGACCAUUAAUGUUCUUCAUUAUCAAGAGAACACCUUCUGGUCGUCCCGUAAAGAAAUUCUAUAUAUAUGCAAUCAUCAUUCUUGUCUUUGGAUCAGCCAUUCUUGCCGAUUGGUGCAAGCAAUCUAUUUUCAUAGGACCUUUUAUCUUAGGCUUAGCUGUUCCACACGGUCCACCUCUAGGCUCUGCAAUACUUCAGAAGUUUGAGUCUGUGGUUUUCGGCACAUUCCUUCCUUUCUUUGUGGCUACCUCCGCGGAAGAGAUCGAUACUUCGAUUUUACAGUCUUGGAUAGAUCUCAAGAGUAUUGUCAUCCUAGUGUCUGUAUCGUUUAUUGUCAAAUUCGCUCUCACGACUCUCCCUGCCUUCUUAUACGGUAUGCCAGCAAAGGAUUGCAUUGCUCUGUCUCUAAUUAUGUCAUUCAAAGGCAUUUUCGAGUUCGGUGCUUACGGUUAUGCGUAUCAAAGAGGGACUAUUCGGCCGGUGACCUUUACGGUUUUAUCUUUGUACAUCUUGUUGAACUCUGCAGUCAUACCUCCGCUCUUAAAACGCAUUUAUGAUCCUUCGAGGAUGUACGCAGGAUACGAGAAGCGGAACAUGCUUCACAUGAAACCAAACUCCGAGCUCAGGAUUCUAUCGUGUAUCUACAAAACAGACGAUAUCCGUCCGAUGAUCAAUCUCCUUGAAGCUACUUGUCCCUCAAGAGAAAACCCUGUAGCUACUUACGUCCUUCACUUGAUGGAGCUAGUAGGACAAGCCAAUCCAGUCCUCAUCUCUCACCGAUUACAAACCCGUAAAAGUGAGAACAUGUCUUAUAAUUCUGAAAACGUCGUUGUCUCAUUCGAACAGUUCCACAACGAUUUUUUCGGCUCUGUUUUCGUUAGCACUUACACGGCUUUAUCCGUGCCGAAGAUGAUGCACGGAGACAUCUGUAUGCUGGCUUUAAACAACACAACGUCUCUCAUCAUCCUUCCUUUUCACCAGACUUGGUCUGCUGAUGGAUCAGCCAUUGUUUCAGACAGCCUAAUGAUCCGGCAACUGAACAAGAGUGUCCUCGACCUCUCUCCUUGCUCUGUCGGAAUCUUCGUCUAUCGAAGCAGUAAUGGACGGAGAACAAUCAAAGAGACAGCUGCAAACUUCUCAUCUUACCAAGUUUGUAUGCUCUUUCUUGGAGGUAAAGACGAUAGAGAAGCUUUAUCACUCGCCAAGAGAAUGGCUCGUGAUUCAAGAAUAACCAUCACAGUGGUUUCACUCAUCUCUUCCGAACAGAGAGCGAACCAAGCAACCGACUGGGAUCGCAUGCUCGACUUAGAACUACUCAGAGACGUGAAAAGCAACGUUCUAGCCGGUGCUGACAUUGUCUUCUCCGAGGAAGUAGUGAAUGACGCAAAUCAAACAUCACAAUUGUUGAAAUCUAUUGCGAAUGAGUAUGAUCUGUUCAUCGUCGGAAGAGAAAAAGGAAGGAAGAGUGUUUUCACCGAGGGGCUUGAAGAAUGGAGUGAGUUUGAAGAACUUGGUAUCAUUGGAGAUCUCUUGACUUCACAGGAUCUAAAUUGUCAAGCUUCUGUGUUGGUGAUACAACAGCAACAACAGAUGAUCUAGGAUUUUUAAGAAAUCAGGAGAUGACUAAUAGAACGAGUGUUUCUUGGGGAUAGAAACAUCGAUCGAUCAGCUGGAAAUGGCAACGAGAGAGUCUUGGGGCUUCUGGAAGUUGCCUCGGCACAUAUACAGAGAUGUGAAGCCCUAGUUGUUACCAUUUCAUGUUAGAAAUUGAUUAGAAACAAAGACUUUCUUGAGUUCCAAGUAAUGAUUACAAUGUUUUUG